GAAGGCAAGCAUUAUCAAACAUUGCUUGGUGAAGGUAAUCUUCUGUUUCAUCAUUUAGCCGCCACCAUGGAAAAAAGGCAGAAACUUUAGAUUGCCAAGUUAUCAUUGAGGGGCGUGAUUGAUACUUUGACUGACAUGUAAAUGCUGUUGUAUGAGUUGCAUCCUCCUGAUAUCGUUAAGGUUAUACGUUUCUGUUUUAACCCAAAAAAAAAAAGAAAACUUUAGGUUGCCAAGUUAUUAGGAGAAGUUUCAGUCACAUGGGUUUGGCUGGAGAGUGAAUCAAAGUUAAGGAUCUGGUAGUAUAACAAAUGGGUAUAUAUGAUCACGGGGACUUUCUGUAUGAGGAGAGCUGCAAUUAGCCACCAAACCUGCAUUGUGCUUGUUCACGGGUACGGAGUGAGUGAAUCAAAGUAGAGGUCACAUGGUGGUGGGCCAUUUACCAGCAUUGUUCACCAUUGCACUUUCUCUGUCAUUAUAUAAUUUAGCGGGAAUCUACCAAUGAAAGAAGAUAGGAAGGUGCUAAGUUUUCAUAUUUUGUGGGCCUGCGUCUGUCGGUUUAUUUUCCUCAAGACUUUGCCGUCCUCUUCCUUCUGUUUGUCAUUUUAUGUAAUCUAUAGACCAGGAGUAGCUUGUGGAGCCAUCUUGACCACUCCGUCCUUCAUGUGGGAGAGCUUCUGAGUUUGAUAACGGAGAGAUUGAUUUAGAAAAUUUCGUAUGGAGUAGGUUUUCAUGUUUCUUCUUUUACAAGUAGUUGUAUAUUAUGCCACGCACACCCAUAAUCUGGUCAGAUACAGCUGGCUUUCGAAGAUGAUGUCAAAGACCAUUAAUGUUUCUGUUUGAUAUCUCUUGUAACAAGACAUACAUACCAUUUUAUAUACAAGAUUUACAAAUUGCUGAAUUCCCACUUCUGCAACUCCACAAAAUGAAAAGGUUUUCCUCCCAUAUUCAUCCCCUCUUCUUCUUCAUCUUCGUGGUGCUGCUGCUAAUCGACCAUUCUUCUGCAAAACCAACAGAACUGGUGGAUAAAGUCUGCAACCGAACAUCUGACUACGCCUUCUGUGUAAAUUCUCUAUACUCAGAUCCUCGUACCUCAAAUGCUGAUAGCUAUACACUUGCUUACAUCUCAUUCGGCCUGGCCUACCUUAAUGCCACAGCCAGCCAUGAUAAUAUACUAAACCUCCUCAACAAGCCGUCUGGUGCAAGUCACGAGCGGCUCAAGAUAUGUGAGCAGGAUUAUGGCAAGGCGACCUUGGCCCUUGAACAGUCCUUCAAUGACCUUAACUCUGAGACAUUCUUUACGCUUCCUGAAUUAGCAAAUCACGGUGCUCGCGCAGCGAGUGAUUGUCAAGCUGCUUUUGCUGGAAGUUCUUGCAAUCCAUUGAGUGAAAUGAAUAUGAAUUUGAAGGGUCUUUGUGGAAUCUGUGUUGUGGUGUCUGAGCUGUUCACUGGAUGAUCUUCUUGAAUCAAUUUGGAAAUUUACAUCUCAGCAUCGCUGUAAUAUAGAUAUAUAUAUAUAUGUAACAUGUAUACAUAUGUAGUCUUGUAGUUUUUGUAUAUAAUAAUUAUAAA
Messenger RNA from Carica papaya (papaya), 1569 nucleotides. RefSeq names its product pectinesterase inhibitor-like. Gene Ontology annotation, molecular function: enzyme inhibitor activity. The record is from RefSeq and is a predicted model, not a curated record. NCBI's taxonomy places the organism in Eukaryota, Viridiplantae, Streptophyta, Magnoliopsida, Brassicales, Caricaceae.